AUGCGACAACAUCGUCGGCAAAUCCCACUGGGGAUUGGCAUUCUCUUAUUCUUCCUUAUUCUCAUUUGCCCCCUCGCCGUCCUCCCAGCCGCUGCCGCUACUACUUCUACAACUAGUACAGAUGUCGAACCCGGGGAGCCCAUCAUUGGUAUCGAUCUCGGCACAACUUAUUCAUGUGUUGGCAUUAUGAAAGGAGAUGGGGUUGAAGUAAUAGUGAACGAUCAAGGACACAGGAUAACACCAAGUUAUGUCGCGUUUACCGAGACUGGGGAGCGUCUUAUCGGAGAUGCGGCGAAGAAUCAAUAUGCGAGUAACCCGACAAACACAAUAUUUGACAUCAAACGAUUAAUAGGACGGAGCUUUUCGGACAAAGAAGUACAAGCCGACAUCAAGCACAUGCCAUUCAAGGUAAUUGAUGGACCGGGAGACAAACCCGUGGUCGAACUUGAUGUUGGCGGGGAAACGCGGCAGUUUACCCCUGAAGAGGUCAGCGCCAUGGUCUUGGGGAAAAUGAAGGAAACUGCAGAGCAGUAUCUGGGCCAAAAGAUCAAGCACGCCGUGGUCACGGUCCCAGCGUACUUUAACGACAAGCAGCGACAGGCUACCAAAGAUGCCGGCACCAUUGCCGGACUUAACGUUGUCCGGGUCUUGAGCGAGCCUACGGCGGCGGCGCUGGCUUAUGGAAUCGAUAAGGUCCAAGGAGAACGCCAAGUCCUAGUCUACGACCUCGGCGGCGGCACCUUUGACGUCUCCCUCGUUUCAGUCGAAGACGGCAACUUUAUGGUGCUCGCCACCGCCGGCGACACCCGGCUCGGCGGAGAAGACUUCGACAACAAGAUCAUCACGCACCUCGCGCGCAAGUUCAAAGCCGCCCACCAGCUGGACAUAACAAAGAACACCAAGGCCAUGGGCAAGCUGAAACGCGAAGCGGAAAAGGCCAAGCGCGCUCUCUCAUCCCAAUCGUCGACCCGCGUUGAGAUCGAAAGCCUGAUGGACGGCAUCGACUUCUCGGAGACGCUGACGAGGGCGACGUUUGAGCAGCUGAAUAUGCAGUUGUUUAAGAAGACGCUCGAGUCGGUUCGGCGGGUGUUGAAGGAUGCGGAUGUGGACAAGGCGGAUGUGACGGAUAUCGUGCUGGUGGGCGGGUCGACGCGGAUUCCUAAGAUUCGGAGUCUGGUGGAGGAAUUCUUUGGGAGGAAGGCUAGCGGGGGGGUGAAUCCGGAUGAGGCCGUGGCGUUUGGCGCUGCGGUGCAGGGAGGGGCCGCUGAUGAUAUCCUCCUCAUGGACGUCAAUCCCCUCACCCUCGGUAUCGAGACGGCGGGCGGUGUCAUGGCACAACUGAUCCAGCGCAACACCCAGCUCCCGACGGCACGAUCUCAAAUAUUCUCUACUACUGCGGACAACCAACCAGCAGUCAUGAUCAGGGUCUACGAAGGCGAACGGUCCAUGACAAAAGAUAAUAACCUCCUCGGCAAAUUUGAGCUCACAGGUAUCCCAGCCGCGCCUCGAGGCGUCCCUCAGAUAGAAGUCAAGUUUUCCGUCGAUGUCAACGGGAUCCUGGAAGUUUCGGCUGAGGAUAAGGGUACCGGUCGAAAAGAAACUAUCACCAUCAGCAACGAUGCUGGACGCUUGUCUCAAGAUGAGAUCGAACGUAUGAUCCUAGAGGCUGAGAGGUUCGCCGACGAGGACAAGGAAGCUCGGGAGCGCAUUGAGGCGAGAAACGGCCUUGAGACCUACGCGUUCAGUUUGAAGAACCAGCUGGAGGAUGACCGUGGACUGGGCGGUAAGAUCGACGAGGACGCGAAAGAGGCCUUACGAGACGCUGUGGCCGAGGCCUUGGACUGGAUCAACGAGUAUGGGACUGGAGCCACUGCGGAUGAUUUCGCGGAGCAGAGGGAGAAGUUGUCGGACGUCGCCCACCCCAUUACGAGCAGCCUAUAUGAUCACGCCGACGUGGGGGCCGACGAACGGGGCGACUUUGGAGACGUUCACGAUGAACUCUAA
Dichotomopilus funicola is the source of this 2004-nucleotide messenger RNA. Its product is annotated as 78 kDa glucose-regulated protein. Gene Ontology annotation, molecular function: ATP binding; ATP-dependent protein folding chaperone. Lineage: Eukaryota; Fungi; Ascomycota; Sordariomycetes; Sordariales; Chaetomiaceae. The coding region runs from base 1 to 2004 and encodes 667 amino acids. Gene Ontology annotation, cellular component: membrane; endoplasmic reticulum lumen; cytoplasm. The transcript has 11 exons. Gene Ontology annotation, biological process: endoplasmic reticulum unfolded protein response. The record is from RefSeq and is a predicted model, not a curated record.